This is a messenger RNA of Rhipicephalus microplus (southern cattle tick), 3348 nucleotides long. RefSeq names its product BRO1 domain-containing protein BROX. The record is from RefSeq and is a predicted model, not a curated record. Lineage: Eukaryota; Metazoa; Arthropoda; Arachnida; Ixodida; Ixodidae.
ACGCCUACGUCGGGUGUAGAGUUGUUUUGGUUUGUGCGGGUGAAACAUCCUUCGUGUUGAAUCGCUGCUAUAAUUUGCACCCCGGACAUUUUCCGGAGCCACCAUGGCGUACUGGUUCAUCGAAACCCUCUAAAGGCCACAGGCGUCGUCAACUUCGAUCUCAAGAUGCUUGCCAUGGACAGCCAAGCUCUGAAGCUCUGCAGUGACCUUCGUUUGGCGAGGAACCACCUCCUCGACUUGCUGACAGACCCUCUGAAUGACAUCGGCACAAUCGAAACGGCCCUGAACACUUACCUGGCGCUCUUUGCUGGCAUGAUCUUGGCCCCUGAUGAGAAGGGGGGUGAGAGCAAGCUGAGAUACACCACAAGGUUUCGCUGGACUCAGACCAUGCUGGGACAGACACCUCUUGUGCAGUCAGACACAGUCUUUGAGCUGGUCUCGAUCUGCCAGAAUGUGGGGAUCUGGCACAUGAAGCAUGCGUCGGCCAUUGCCGCCAAGGAGGACAUCAGCAUGGAUGAAGCAAAGGACGUCCACACGUGUCUCAGGAAAGCUGCUGGCUACUUCUGCGCGAUGAAGAACAAGUACGUCGGACAGUUGAGGGAGCAACCGGUACCGGGAUCCGACAUGGACUCGCGAGUGGCAUCCGCCUACAUCAACCAGUGCACUGCAGAAGCACAGGAAGUGACGAUUGGCCGAGCCAUUGAGAUGAAGCACGCCCCUGGCCUCAUUUCUGCUCUGGCCCAUGAGACGUCGAAGAUGUACACGUCUGCGGCGGACUCUCUCGCGAGCCUCGAAGCAUCCAAGUUUGGACGUUGGAGGAAGUUUCUUAUUCUCAAGGCUGUUUUUUAUCUCUCCUAUGCCUACUGCUACGCGGGAGAAAACCUGUUGGCGCAGGAGAAGUGUGGAGAUGCGAUCAGAGCCCUGCAGGAAAGCCACAAGUGCUACCAAGACGCCGUGCAGAUCUGCAGGCAGUACAGCACCAUGAAGGGGCCCGGCUCUGCAGCUAAGAUCGACCAGCACCUCUUCUUCCGCAAGCUUGCGCCUCUGGUCAAGCGGACCCUCGACAAGUGCGAGCGGGAGAACGGUUUCAUAUUCCACCAAAAGGUGCCCAAGGACGCACCUGAACUGGAGCUGCGAGCUACGUAUGGCCUGGUGAGUCCCGAGGAAUUUCAGAUGCCUGCUCACGACAAGGCCUGGACGCCGAUUGUCUACGCGGCUUUUUACGUACAGACCACUGGCACUCCCGACCCUGCAAACUCGAAGGCAGCCGUCAAGGCCGAAGGUGAUCUCCCGGCAGUGCAGGAGAAGACCUCUUCCCAUUCCACUGUCCGACCCGAAGACGGAAAGCGGAUGCGUCUUGCAGUGAAGCAAGUCGUCUUUGCUACGUCCUGAAGAUUCUUGGCCGCCCGGCAGUGCAAUUGCUUGGCUUUUGUAAAAUAGAGAUCUUUAAUAUAUACAUGCACAUCUCUGUAAAUGAGUACCUUGAAGCAGAGGUGCUACUACUUUACGCAAGCAUAUGCACUACCCCCAUUAGACAGCUCAAUCGGUGCAAUUCGUUGGUGUCAUGCAUCUAGAGCUCUUUGUCACUUUUUUUUUCGCUUUUUUCCUACUUCUCACAAAAAUCUUGUUCCUUAAUUAAGAGUUACUGAUUGUAAAAAGUAAUACAAGGUGUAGAAGAAACAUAUCAAGACUUUGACCUAAUUAGUCUUAAAGGGGCUAUGACACAGAAACUGCUGAAAUAAGCAAAAUAUUGCACGUGCAAAUUUUUAUAUCGCAUUUGCACCGCUCAGCUUUCCAGCAACGCUGACGCGUCAGAAAAUGUGGCACUCUUUGCGUUCCCAAUGUCCGCGCAUAUUCGCGCUUCCAUACACAUCUCUUGGUAGUCACUCCGAGAUUGCUUUCCGUAGGCAUUUGCUGGUCGGUGCUGUAUUUUGUGCUACAGAAAUGUCUGUAGCCCCAACGUAAUCGCACCGCUGGAUGCAAAAGAGGUGCGCAACAAAAACACUUUAACACCUGGCGUUCGUACAAAUUCUGAACGUUUCAAAGCAAGCCACCCAGCUUUGCAUUUAUCAAAACUGCACAAGCCAUUAAGGGCUCGAGUGCGCCAUAUAAAUUUUUAGGGAUUUCAAGUGUAGAAUGCGUACUACAUGGCUGGGUACUGGUGUAAGAACAAUGGUUCCUCAGCUCUCGAUUACGAUGAUCAGCAAUAGCGUCAUGGCCCUUUUAAGGAACAUAAAUUUCUUUACGGAGGACGCAUUUUUGUUGUAUGUGCAAGUUUGCACGACGAAAGAGCACAAUUUAGCAUUUUUAGAUCACACAGACGUAUUAACUGUCGAUGCAGGUUGUAGGCAAGGCCAACUAAUUCACAAUUCAGCUUAGUAAUAGUUUUAAUUACUAGGAGCACGCAAAGAGCCCAGCGCGUAACCAGGAGGGAACAUGGUCAUUUUCGCAAGCUUCUAUGCAGCUGCGAGUUUACUUAUAUGUUGUUUUUCUUUUACACUUUUAUUCUUACUGCUUAGGCUGUGAUAAAAUAUGAUCGUUCAGAAUCUUCAUGCUGUAUCUACAAGAUUUAUACAAUCGCUUUUUUUUUUACAUCUAAUGGAAUCUUGUUCAACGUCCCGGUGUCUGCAUUAUAUGAUAAGAGCCCAACCAAUGUGUGUGUAUGUGUGUUCAGAUGGGCAUAAUAUUUACAGUUUGGCAAUUUAAUUGACAUGCACUAUGAGGUAUUACACUUAACAGUUUGUUGAAAUAUGUUCAGCCAAAAUGCGGAUAAGGUUGCCAGAUGGAAUCUAGCUUGUGCAUUCAUCUCAAACGACAAAAGCGUGGUUUCCUUUUAACAAUUGUGUCACAGAAGGUAGGAGCUGUGCUGUAACUAUUAUGUCCUGCCACUCUUGACUGUACUGUACUCCAUAUUUCAUGCACUAACUUUCCUGCACGACUUGCAUUUCGGUGUUGUGAAAAAAAAAAAAAGCAAGUCUCAGCUUUCAGCACUUACAACCUUACUGUCCGCGUGUGCUGUUAGGCUGUACCAUACAAAUACGGCUUUUGGCUUUUUCGAACUGUCGCACCUUCGUUUAGUGGAGCGCACUCUGCUUCGCUUUAAGUCGGCUUAGCUUAGCUCUAAAAGAUGUCGAGCCUUCAUUGUACGAGCAGGGUUUUCUCCGCGUCUGAAUCGAGAAAUUAUUUUUCGGGCACCUCUCAGGCAGCUAUCACUGUAAUAGUUGGCUUGACAGCCAUUUGCAGCAUGUGUUUAUAGCGUAGACGCCCAUCCCGUCCCAGCAUGCAAUGCAGACGCUAUUUUUGUACGUUGUGGCAAGCAAUAAAAGGUGCUUUACCGCUUGUAUCGUA